AUGUCUGGAAACGAGCCAGUGCCCAGCAGAGGCGGCCCUUCCAACAGCUCUAUUGACCCAGAUCCGCCGCAGCUAGCAUCGCCACAGAUCGCAAAUCGCAUCAACCUUGUCACUUACGGGCAAUCCACCAUCAAGGCACUCAUCGAUCCGAGUUUACCCGUCCAGGACGUGAUUCGACAGCUUUGCGCCAAUGCUCACCUCGGUGUUCAGGAGCCACCAGCGCUCUUUGCACUCAGAGAUGACGAUAACGACGAGCUCAUAGAUGAUGCGAACAUGGCUAAGAAGAUCGAAGCAGGCGCCAACUUUAAGCUCAGCUCUUCGCCGACAAUAGAGGCUGUCGAGAUGGUGGACAAGCUUAGCUCUCGCGAUGAUCGAGUGCUCAAAAUGGCAACCUAUACCCUGCAGAGACUCAUCCGCGAGCCGCAGUUCACCGACGAGUUCGUUGCCAGAGGAGGUGUCAAAGAGCUCCUCAAUGUCAUCUGCAGUCACUCUUCCGGCAACACGCUGGCGUACGCGCUGACCAGCUGUCAGAACCUCAUGGAAGCUUACGAGUACGGAUGGGAGAUCAUCGAUGCCUCUCUUGUCGCCAAAGUCGUCAACUUGCUGGCUUCGCAAGAACGUAUCAACGUUUGUCGACCCGCCACUGCCAUCCUUAAGAAGUUGGUCGUCUCCGGUCCCAAGGACUCGCCCAAGACCGGACGUGUCGUCGCCGAUGGCCGAGGUGCUGCUACCACAUCCGCUCCUCCCGUCUAUCGCUACGGCUUCGAAUUUAUCUAUGACGAGGUUCAACGCGAGAAGCUCUUUCUCCAGACCCUCGUCAACCGCAUUGGCAGCUCCGACACCACACUCAAGCUUUACAGUCUCAGCCUAAUCAACAGUCUGUGGCGAAAUGUAUCUGACGACCUGUUCGAAAGCUUUACAUCCGAACUUGAGAAGCUUAACGCCUCUAAAGCAGUAGCAUGGCUCAUGGACUCGAAUCGCGGAGACGAGCUGGCCUCGUCCAUCCUCGAUUACCAGAGCAACGUCAUCCGAGCCGCACACCGUAGAAUGCGCACAACUGUCACUCCGACCGAUAAACGUCAUGUCCAUGCAUUGUCAUACAUCUGGCUUCAGGCAAAGAUCAGCGACGUUGUCGUAUCCAACAACUUGGCGAAUCAGAAUGGCAGCUCCAACGACGAACUCAGAGCUUCUGUCGGCGCGACCACAAGGUACAAAUGGCGCCGUAUUGGAUUUGCUUCCGAGUCUGCAGCCAAGGAGUUUGGUCGCACCGGCUGGCUCGGUCUCUCAUGCCUCGAAUCCUUCGUUCGUUCCGAUCCAGAUCUCUACUCCAAGAUCAUUCUCGAACAGAUCAAUCGCCCCGAAGUGCGACGCUGCAUGUUGGCUCGAGCUUCGAUCGAAGUCACCUCCAUCCUUGCCGACCAUUGGGACAUUGAAUCGGGCUCAUACACCACUUCGACCACCUACCUGCCCUUCUUACUUUCCUUCUCCAAAGUGCAUAACCUCACCCUGCGAUUCUUUCUGCGCAUGUGGAACGAGUCCGGAGCCGCUGCUUCUGACUUUUCGCGUGUAUCGGCCUUGGUCCGCAGUCAGGUCAACGAAGCAUUGGGCAAGCAGGAAGAGACGAUCCGGACAUGGUUCGAACUGGAGGACGCUUUCUUGCAUUCCGAGUAUCGCACUGUGCGUGACAGGCAGAUGAAGGAGUUGGAGGUAGACGAAGACUACAACGCCAAGUCAUCGAUCCGCAAUCUGCGCGGAAGGAUCUACAGGGAGAGCUACGAGUUUGUACGACAGCAGCGGAUCCAGUGCUUGCUUGAGGGUGCGUGGUUCCGCAACCUCUCGACAGUCUCGGCGACCGCAACGGGUAACGGUGCCAAGCAUCACCGACCAUCUGCCAGUACCGUCGAGACUGCUCUACCGGCCAUCACCAACAUGAACGGCGCAUCAGCAUCUCAUAAGCCAUGGCGCUUCUACCGACUGGCGCCGAACAGAAAGUACCUGUACUACUGCGACUCGUCUGAGCGCUUCCCCAUUAGAGGCGGACUGGACGACUUGCCGGAAAGGUUUGAUCUCAGCUUGGUGACCGACAUUGCGCAUAACGGCGGAGGAGCAGACACGACUGGCAAAGCCGCAGCAGCUACUACUUGCAAGAUGGGGGCCAGUGGCGACCUUGCGAUCAGCUUGUUACAGUCUCCUGACGCAUCUUUGGCCGAGAUGCAGGCAUUGAACGCAAGUCAGUUUUCGGAAUGGACUGAUGGACUCAACAUGCUGCGCGGUGAAGGCGGUGUUGUGAGUACACGAGAGACGGCCGACCUGAUUCAAACACUCACCGAUAUUGGCAUUAAGGUCAAGUUGCUGGAUCUUACGGGCGAGAAGAUUGAGCUGCCAAUCGCAGUGCAGCCACCACCUCUUCCUUCGACGACCGAUUUCUUCUUUGCCGAGCUCUGA
Molecule: messenger RNA, 2445 nt
Organism: Ustilago hordei
Lineage: Eukaryota; Fungi; Basidiomycota; Ustilaginomycetes; Ustilaginales; Ustilaginaceae
Exons: 1
Coding region: 1-2445 (814 amino acids)
Biological process (GO): cell motility; actin filament organization
Cellular component (GO): plasma membrane
Source: RefSeq, a predicted model, not a curated record